GUAGCAGCCAUCUGCCCUCAUCCUGUCAAGUGUAACCCAGGAGUUAUAGCUUCUUCUUCUGAGACGGUGACAAGACAGAACUGCCAAAAUGGCUGACAAAAAGAUGUCCUCGAGUCGCAGAUAUCAUCUGAAGAGUUUGAUGCUCCAGAUUGCCCAGGACAGGCUCAAGCAGGAGAAACUGGACCUUGUGACUGAGAGGGAUAGUUACAUGGAUGAGCAUUGCCCAUCUCUCAGCUUGCCAUAUGGUGUGCAGGAACUCCAGGAUUUAUGCAAGAAGCUUCAUCAGACCAUUGACAAGAUUGAUGAGGAGAGAUACGACCUGCAAUCUAAGUUGACCAAGGGAACCACAGAGGUUGAAGACCUGAGGAUCAAGGUAAUAGAAUUGAAAGGUAUGAAGAAACCAGCUUUGAAGAAGGUACGCAUGUCCGCUGAUCAGAUGCUGCAGGCUUUGUUGGGCUCCAAGCACAAGGUGAACUUGGACCUCAGAGCCAACCUGAAGCAGGUGAAGAAGGAGGUCAAGCAGGAGUCUGCAGAUGUUGGUGACUGGCGUCAGAACAUUGAGGACAAGAAGGACAGGAAGAAGAUGUUUGAGGGCGCUGAGGCAUAAAUUUGAGAGACAGCAGAUGUUGGUGACUGGCGUAAGAAUGUUGAAGACAAGGCUGGCAUGGGUGGCAGGAAGAAGAUGUUUGAGGGCGCUGAGGCAUACAUUUCCUGGACUUUUUUUCCCCUGAGGUGUCUUGAAAGAACAUGUAUUGUACACACAGUCUUAGUCGUCUGAGCUUGUCUCAUCACGAACAGUUGAAGGUUAUAUGAACUGACUCAACUUUCAUUGUCCUCACUGCAUUAAUGACCAUAACACAUUCAUAGCUGAUCAUGUUCUUAUAAUAAAAAGUGAAUUAAG
Molecule: messenger RNA, 901 nt
Organism: Sardina pilchardus (European sardine)
Lineage: Eukaryota; Metazoa; Chordata; Actinopteri; Clupeiformes; Clupeidae
Product: troponin I, fast skeletal muscle-like
Exons: 8
Coding region: 89-607 (172 amino acids)
Biological process (GO): cardiac muscle contraction; skeletal muscle contraction
Cellular component (GO): troponin complex
Source: RefSeq, a predicted model, not a curated record